AUGUCUGUGGAACAAGGACACCGCCUUUACGUCAAGGGACGCCACCUGAGCUACCAGCGCGCCAAGCACACCACCAACCCCAACACCUCCCUGGUGAAGAUUGAGGGUGUCGACGACCCCAAGGCCGCCAGCUUCUACCUUGGCAAGAAGGUCGCUUUCGUUUACCGUGCCAAGCGUGAGGUCCGCGGCUCCAACAUCCGGGUGAUCUGGGGCAAGGUAACUCCGGUGUUGUUCGCGCCAAGUUCCGCAACAACCUCCCCCCCCAAGUCCUUCGGUGCCACCGUCCGCGUCAUGCUCUACCCCUCCAACAUCUAAACGGCUUCUCUGUAUCUAGUGGGCGAUUCUC
This is a messenger RNA of Penicillium manginii, 346 nucleotides long. RefSeq names its product 60S ribosomal protein eL33. The transcript has 4 exons. NCBI's taxonomy places the organism in Eukaryota, Fungi, Ascomycota, Eurotiomycetes, Eurotiales, Aspergillaceae. The record is from RefSeq and is a predicted model, not a curated record. The coding region runs from base 1 to 315 and encodes 104 amino acids. Gene Ontology annotation, cellular component: cytosolic large ribosomal subunit; ribosome. Gene Ontology annotation, biological process: ribosomal large subunit biogenesis; cytoplasmic translation. Gene Ontology annotation, molecular function: structural constituent of ribosome.